UUGAUUGUUCUACCCCUGUUCCCACUCUCCCUACCCUCCCCGUAAUCUGUGACCACCGGGACUUCUAAAAUGCCACAUCAGCUUGUGCUGAUGUCGACGGAACAGGACACCGGGGCACUGCCACGACGCAGUGCCAGGCUCGCAGUUCGUAGCCGUUCUGUGGUACCUCCAGGGUUUAAGUAUCAGCAACAGCGACUCAGCAGGCGGACGACUUCAGCGGCAUCAAGUACAGCUACGGCAGUACCAGUUACCACCGGGGCUUUUCCUGCAUGUCCGGUCCAAGGGGCCAGUGAGCCGUUGUCUGUUUAUCUUCAGCGGCUACAGGCAUUUACGGAUGCCGUAGCCACCACUAAGGCACAUCAGGAGGCAGCAGAGGCAGAACGUCAGCGGCUGGCCAAUGAGGCGGCAGCCCAAACUCAGCGGACUGCUGAGGCUGACGCAGCGGCACGAGACAGACGGAAUGCCGCCAGCACGGAGUCCCUGAUUCAAAGUGAGAAUCAGUGGACAACGCUACUCCAAGGCAUGUUCUUUGUGCCUACGGACGCGCAGGCGGACCCAACACCGUCGGAGGCAGAGAGAAGUAACCUGGCUAACUUGAUGUUGAGCGUGAUGAGGGCCGUAAUGUGGAACAACAAAUUGCUGCAGGCACACCUGCUCACGGAACGACAACACAGACAGAAGCAGCAGCAAGACACUGUCGCUUUAACAGUUGUCGUCCGCACCGCAGCAACACAGCAGCAGCAACAACAUCAGCUGUUGAACUCCGCUCUCGUACGCAUCAACAGCAUUGAGGCUAAAGCCUCAGCAGCGCCAGGCUGCACGACCGACACAGCGAAACAGCUCAACGAGCGCAUCGACCAUGUCGUCGGUGUAAUCGGCGAACUAGGGGAUUUCACUAGUCCGGCCACGAUCAGCAGCACGGUGGCCGCCAUCAAGACGGACAUCACCAAAUUGCAGUCGCAACCGGCAGCAGCUGCGAAGCCGGUGUCUUUUGACAUCCUCGACACCAAGUUCGACAUGAUUCUAGGCAUGUUUUGGUUGCGUAGCGCCGAUCAUCCGGUGAACUUCCAUGACCGGACCGUUCACAUUCGUGAUCGGAACGGAGUGUUAGUCUUAUGUACGGUCGCGACCCCUCACACUUCGAUUGCUUGCCACGUGGUUUCCGUUGCGAGAAUUCGCGACGCCAUAGCUCGGAAUGACGUCGAGGAGAUGGACGUUGUAUUUUUGCAUGCUCUCCCCUCGCCGGACGGACCAGCCGCAUCACCGCCGGACCCACGCAUUUUUCACCUCUUGGACGAGUAUAGAGAUGUCUUCGAGGCUCCCACCGGAACGGUUCCGGACCGGCCCAUACGUCACAGGAUCACUCUCGAGGCUGGUGCCGUCCCUCCGCAUGGAUGGCUCUACCGCAUGAGCGAAGAGGAACUCGAGGUGCUUCGCGCACAACUCAAUGACCUUCUCGACAAGGGCUGGAUUCGCCCUAGUUGUUCGCCUUACGGUGCCCUUGUUCUCUUCGUCCGGAAGAAGAACAAAAAUCUACGGUUAUGCAUCGAUUAUCGCAGACUUAACGCACAAACCGUAAAGAACGUCGGCCCUCUCCCUCGGAUUGAUGAUCUCCUCGAGCGAAUAGGCGGUGCGACGUACUUCUCGAAGUUGGACUUGAAGUCGGGUUACCACCAAAUUGAAAUCCAGCCUCAAGAUCGGUGCAAAACCGCGUGGGUUGUCAUGCCAUUUGGUCUCACCAAUUACCCCGCGACUUUCCAAGCAGCUAUGACGACUGAGUUUCGCGACUUGCUCGAUCGCAGUGUCCUCAUCUACAUCGAUGACAUCUUGGUUUAUAGUAGGACGUUGGACGAGCACAUCGUACACCUUCGCGCUGUUUUGGAUCGUUUGCGACUGGCCAAGUACAAAGUGAACCUCGACAAGUGCGAGUUCGCCAAGUAGGAGCUUGAGUACUUGGGUCAUUAUGUCACGCCGAAAUGCGUUCGUCCCUUAGCGGACAAGAUCCAAGCCAUCG
Chara braunii is the source of this 2014-nucleotide messenger RNA. The record is from the annotation of a GenBank genome assembly. Lineage: Eukaryota; Viridiplantae; Streptophyta; Charophyceae; Charales; Characeae.